UCCAGGUGUUCUGCGGCUAGGAAAGGAGGCUGUCUGCAAAUGACGAUGAUGUUACCAAUCUGAAUCGAUUUUAUGUUCAUCGACGACUGAGAUACAACAAGAAUCGUUCUAGUAAUUUAGGAUACAAUGACGGUCUUCAACCUGUACAUAUUUGACAGGAAUGGUACGUGUCUGUACUAUGUGGAGUGGAAUAGGAAGAAACACUCGGGUAUCGCAAGCCAGGAGGAGGAGUUCAAAUUGAUGUAUGGGAUGAUUUUCUCCAUCAAGUCUUUUGUCAACAGGAUAUCGCCAUCUGAUUUAAAAGAUGGCUUCUCAAGCUUCAAGACAAGUCGAUACAAGUGCAAUUUCUAUGAAACUCCGAGCGGUUUGAAGUUUAUCCUAAACACAGACCUCAACGUGGGAAAUAUUAGAGAUGUCCUACAUCAACUCUAUAGUAAUAUAUAUGUAGAAUAUGUAGUGAAGAACCCACUGUGUGAGUUAGGACAGCCCAUAAAGAGCGAUUUGUUCAAGACAAAACUGGAUGAAUAUGUCAGGAACUUGCCAAUAUUUGCAACAAAAACAAACUAGUUUAAAAGAAAAAGAAUUUCAGCAAAUUAUAAAAGUCAUCAAGGAGAAACAUCCGUAAUGAUGCAAAUUGGGUAAUAAAAAAAUGAUAGAAAGUUUCCAAGAGAAAUGUUUCAAAAAUCGCAAAUAGGGCGAACAUGGAGUAGACCAGUGGCGGCAAUACUGAAGACAAUGACAGACAAUGGCUACAGGAAAUAGUGAAAAGCUUAGUCAGAAAAGUGGUUGCCAUUAGGAGGAGAAGCCUGAACCAGUGGCUAAACAACUAUUUUAAAGUUAAAAUCUGAAGUCAGAAUGAAUAUGCUGAUAAAAUUAAAUAUUGGCAAAAUAACAGAAUGUAUCUUUUGUAAGAAAAUGUUAUGGACAACUUUGUGUUUCAUAUGUAAAAAAUAAAACUAUAAUCUGUACACUA
Molecule: messenger RNA, 973 nt
Organism: Lingula anatina
Lineage: Eukaryota; Metazoa; Brachiopoda; Lingulata; Lingulida; Lingulidae
Product: trafficking protein particle complex subunit 1
Biological process (GO): endoplasmic reticulum to Golgi vesicle-mediated transport
Cellular component (GO): TRAPP complex
Source: RefSeq, a predicted model, not a curated record